AUGGCAUUGUAUAAGGCAUUGUAUAGGAAAAAAAUGCAGAUUGCCUCUUUGCUAGAUAGAGUUGAGCAAAAGGACUAUAUUAGGACUAGAUAUUGUGGAUCAGACAACUCAAAAUUUGAGUUGGUCAGGCAAAAGCUGUUAAUGGCUCAGAGUUGGCAUAAGAGUUAUGCAGAUAGGCAUAGAAGGCCGCUAGAGUUCCUGAUGGGAGACCAUGUGUUUCUGAGGGUUACACUGGUGACGGGAAUCGGGAGGUCAAUAAGAGCCAAGAAAUUGACUCUUAGAUUUAUUGGUCCUUUCGAGAUUCUGGAGAGAAUUAGACCAAUAGCCUACAGGAUCGCUUUACCACCACAAUUAUCAAGUAUGCAUGAGGUGUUUCACAUGUCACAACUUAAGAAAUAUCAACCUGAUCCUUCACACGUGAUAGAAUCGGAGGAGAUUGAACUCCAGAAGAAUUUAACCUAUAAGGCUAAGCCAGAGCGAAUCAUAGAUGUGAAAGAGAAGUAA
Molecule: messenger RNA, 504 nt
Organism: Prosopis cineraria
Lineage: Eukaryota; Viridiplantae; Streptophyta; Magnoliopsida; Fabales; Fabaceae
Exons: 1
Coding region: 1-504 (167 amino acids)
Source: RefSeq, a predicted model, not a curated record